This is a messenger RNA of Brenthis ino (lesser marbled fritillary), 1011 nucleotides long. The record is from the annotation of a GenBank genome assembly. NCBI's taxonomy places the organism in Eukaryota, Metazoa, Arthropoda, Insecta, Lepidoptera, Nymphalidae.
AUGGAUGAUGAGUUAUCGGGAAAUUGCGAACCUUUAGAUUUAGAGCCUUCUCUAAAAAAUGUAAUAGAACAGAAAUCUCUACGAUGGAUAUUUGUUGGAGGGAAAGGUGGGGUUGGAAAAACUACAUGCAGCUGUAGUCUCGCUAUUCAACUGUCCAAAGUCAGGGAAUCUGUACUAAUAAUUUCUACAGAUCCAGCCCAUAACAUUUCGGAUGCUUUUGAUCAAAAAUUCUCAAAAGUACCCACAAAAGUGAAAGGAUUUGAUAAUUUAUUUGCAAUGGAAAUUGAUCCUAAUGUAGGUUUGACUGAGUUGCCGGAAGAGUAUUUUGAGGGAGAAACAGAAGCUAUGAGGUUAGGCAAGGGAGUUAUGCAAGAAAUUGUUGGAGCAUUCCCAGGUAUUGAUGAAGCAAUGAGUUAUGCAGAGGUAAUGAAACUUGUAAAAGGCAUGAACUUUAGUGCAGUUGUAUUUGAUACUGCUCCUACAGGGCACACGUUGCGUUUGUUAUCUUUCCCUCAAGUUGUUGAAAAGGGUCUUGGUAAAUUGAUGCGCCUCAAAUCUAAGGUUGCACCAUUUAUAAAUCAGAUGGCCACUCUUUUCGGACUAGCAGAGUUCAACUCAGACAUGUUUAGCAACAAAAUGGAUGAAAUGCUCUCUGUUAUCACACAAGUAAACACUCAAUUCAAGGAUCCAAAUCAAACUACAUUUGUAUGUGUUUGCAUUGCUGAGUUCCUUUCAUUGUAUGAAACAGAACGACUUGUACAAGAACUAACAAGAUGCGGAAUCGACACACAUAAUAUUAUUGUGAAUCAGUUACUUCUUCAUACAUCAGCUCCCUGUGAACUUUGUGCUGCACGGCAUAAAGUCCAAGAGAAAUAUCUUGAACAAAUAGCUGACUUAUAUGAAGAUUUCCAUGUAACCAAACUACCAUUGCUAGACAAGGAAGUGCGUGGAGCAGAAGCUGUAAAUUCCUUCUCUGAAUAUUUAGUUACACCUUAUGUGGUGCCUAAAAUG